This is a messenger RNA of Chroicocephalus ridibundus (black-headed gull), 4850 nucleotides long. RefSeq names its product ephrin type-B receptor 4-like. Gene Ontology annotation, biological process: protein phosphorylation; ephrin receptor signaling pathway; axon guidance. Gene Ontology annotation, cellular component: plasma membrane; dendrite. Gene Ontology annotation, molecular function: protein binding; ATP binding; transmembrane-ephrin receptor activity. Lineage: Eukaryota; Metazoa; Chordata; Aves; Charadriiformes; Laridae. The record is from RefSeq and is a predicted model, not a curated record.
UCCUGCUGGGGGGGCCCGGACGCCUGGGUCCCUCCCGGACGCCUGGGUCCCUCCCUGCCAACGGGAGGGGGCCUGGGGGGGGGAGGGGGCCACAGCCGCAGGCCGGCCGCUUUCCCGCUGCCUCAAGUUGCCCAAAGUCGCCCAAACUUUCCCCAAACUUCACCCCUCCCAGACGCCUGGGUCCCUCCAGGAGCCCCCCAAAAGUGGGGGGGGGGUUGGGGCCAGGGUGGGACCCGGACGCCUGGGUCCCCUCGGAGGGGACCUGGGGGGUGGGAGGGGGCAGCCCGGACGCCCGGGUCCCCCCAGCUGUGGGGCACAGGAGAGGGGGCCUGGACGCCUGGGCCCCCCCGCACCGGUGCCGCUAUGGGGCUGUGGCUGCUCUGGCUGUGGGUCCCGCUGGGCUUCGCCGAGGAGGAGACGCUGCUCAACACGCGGCUGGAGACGAGUGACCUCAAAUGGACCGUGUACCCCCCGGGGGAGGGGCAGUGGGAGGAGCUGAGCGGGCUGGACGAGGAGCGCCAGGCCUCGGUGCGCACCUUCGAGGUCUGCUCGGGGCUGGGCCCCCCCGGCCCCCCCCAGAACAGCUGGCUGCGCUCGGGCUGGGUGCCGCGCCGGGGGGCCACCCACGUCUACGCCGAGCUGCGCUUCACCCUGCUGGCCUGCGACAGCCUGCCCCGCCCGCGCCACGCCCGCCACGCCCGCCGCGGGGACACCCCCGUGGACACCGACACCCCCAUGGACACCCCCGGGGAUGUCCUUGGGGACAUGGACGUCCUCGGGGACGCCCCCAGGGACAUCCCCAGGGACGGACCCACCCACCGGGGUGCUCUGGGGGAUGGUCCCGGCGGUGAGGAUGCCCUUAGCAACGGCCCCGGCAACCGGGAUGCUGCUGGAAACGGCCUUGGCAACGACCCUGGCAACCAGGAUGCCCUUAGCAACAGCCCUGGCAACCGGGAUGCCCUUAGCAAUGGCCUUGGAAACGGUCCUGGCAACCGUGAUACCCAUAGCAACGGCCCCGGCGACCAUGGUGCUCUUAGCAAGGGUCUUGGCAACGAUCUUGGCAACCACGAUGCUCAUAGCAACGGCCCUGGCAACCACGAUGCCUGUAGCAACAGCCUUGCAAACGGCCCUGGCAACCACGAUACCUAUGGCAACAGCCCUGGCAACCACAUUUCUCCUAGCAACGGCCAUAGAAACCAGGAUGCUCCUGGCAACGGCCUUGGCAACGACCCUAGAAACCGCGAUGCUCCUGGCAACGGCCUUGGAAACGGCCCUGGCAACCACAUUUCCCUUAGCGACGGCCCUGGCAACCGUGAUGCCCGUAGCGAUGGCCCUGGCAACCAUGAUGCUCUUAGCGACAGCCCUGGCAACCAUGAUGCUCUUAGCAACAACCUUGGCAACGGCCCUAGAAACCGCGAUGGUCCUGGCAACGGCCUUGGAAACGGCCCAGGCAACCACAUUUCCCUUAGCGACGGCCCUGGCAACCGCGAUGCCCGUAGCGCCGGCCCCUCCCGCCGCCGCCGCAGCCCGUCCCCCCCCCGCCCCUGCAAAGAAACCUUCAACGUCUUCUACCACGAGGCGGACGCCGACACGGCCACGGCCCUGACCCCCCCCUGGAUGGAGAACCCCUACGUCAAGGUGGACACGGUGGCGGCCGAGCACCUCUCGCGCCGGGCGGGGGGCGCCGGGGGGGGCCGGCCCUCCGGCCGCGUCAACCGCAAAACCCUGCGCUUGGGGCCCCUGAGCCGCGCCGGGUUUUAUCUGGCCUUCCAGGACCUGGGGGCCUGCAUGGCCCUGCUCUCCGUCCGCCUCUACUUCCAGCGCUGCCCCGAGGUCACCACGCGCCUGGCCCGCUUCCCGGCCACCGUCCCGCGGGAGCUGGUGGCCCCGGUGGCCGGACAGUGCCUGGAAGGGGCCGUGCCGGCGGGGGCCGGGGCCCCGGUCAUGUAUUGCCGGGAGGACGGGAGGUGGGCAGAGCCCCCCGCCCAGGGCUGCGUCUGCGGCCCCGGCAGGGAGCCCGAUGGGGGGCUGGGGUGUCGCGCCUGCCCUCCCGAAACCUUCAAGGCGGAGGCGGGGGGGGGUCGGUGCGAGCCCUGCCCCCCCCUCAGCCAGGCCCCCUCCCCCGGGGCCACCUCCUGUCCCUGUCGCCCCGGCUUCUACCGGGCCCCCGGCGAGGGACCCGCGCUGCGCUGCUCCGCCCCCCCCUCGGCCCCCCGUAGCCUGGUGGCCCGGCUGAACGGCUCGGGGGUACGCCUGGAGUGGAGCACCCCCUUGGACGGGGGGGGACGCCCCGACAUCACCUACGCCGUGGGGUGCCGGGCCUGCCCCGAGCGGGCGCCCUGCGGCCCCUGCUCCCGCCUGGCCUUCGUCCCCGCGGCCACCGGCCUCCGCGUCCCCGGCGUCACCGUCACCGGCCUCCGGCCCUACGUCACCUACGGCUUCAGCGUCAGCGCCCGCAACGGCGUCUCCCACCUCAGCCCCCUCCCGGCCCCCGCCCAGGAGCUCAACGUCACCACCACCAAGGACGUGCCGCUGCCGGUGUAUGACGUGGUCCGGAUCGGGGGGUCCCCCACGGGGGUGACGCUGUCGUGGCCGACCCCCCCCCCGCCCCCCCCCGGGGGUCACGUCCUCGACUACGAGGUCAAAUACUACGAGAAGGUGGGGGGCGGCGAGGGCCCCCCCAUGUUCCUGAAGGUGCCGGCGCCGCGGGCGGAGCUGGGGGGGCUGCGCCGGGGGGGGCCUUACGGGGUGCGGGUCCGGGCCCGCUCCGAGGCCGGGUACGGGGACUUCGGCCCCGAGACCGCCGUCACCACCCAGGGCGCCGAGGGGUCGCGGGGGGAGCACGGGGGGCUGGUGGCAGGGGCGGCCGCCCUGGGGGGGCUCCUGGUGCUGGCGCUGCUGGCGGGGACCCUGCUCUGCUUCAGGCGCCACAGCCACCGGCACAAGGAGGACGCGGAUCGGCACGGCCACCACGGCGGGAAGCUGUACAUCGACCCCCUGACCUACGAGGACCCCGGGGUGGCCCUGAGGGACUUCGCCCAGGAGAUCGACGUCGCCUGCGUCAAGAUCGAGGAGGUCAUCGGGGCAGGGGAGUUCGGGGAGGUGUGCCGGGGCCGGCUGGCGCUGCCGGGGCGCCCCGAGUCGCCGGUGGCGGUGAAGACGCUGAAGGGGGGCGCGGGGGAGCGGCAGCGCCGGGAUUUCCUGGGGGAGGCCGCCCGCAUGGGGCAGUUCGCCCACCCCAACGUGGUGCGGCUGCGGGGGGUGGUGACGGCCAGCGCCCCCGCCAUGAUCCUCACCGAGUUCAUGGAGAACGGCGCCCUCGACGCCUUCCUGCGGGGCCGGGUGGGGACGCUGGGCCCGCUGCAGCUGGUGGCCAUGCUGCGGGGCAUCGCGGCCGGCAUGCGGUACCUGGCCGAGACCGGCUUCGUCCACCGCGACCUGGCCGCCCGCAACAUCCUGGUGGACGCCCAGCUGGUCUGCAAGGUCUCCGACUUCGGGCUGUCCCGCGCCCUGGAGGAGGAGAGCUCGGCCGACCCCACCUACACCAGCUCCCUGGGGGGGAAGAUCCCCAUCCGGUGGACGGCGCCGGAGGCCAUCGCCUUCCGCAAGUUCACUUCGGCCAGCGACGCCUGGAGCUACGGCAUCGUCAUGUGGGAGGUGAUGUCCUUCGGGGAGCGACCCUACUGGGACAUGUCCAACCAGGACGUGAUCAACGCCAUCGAGCAGGAUUACCGGCUGCCGCCGCCCCCCCCGUGCCCCACGGCGCUGCACCGCCUGAUGCUGGACUGCUGGCAGCGCGACCGCAACGCCCGGCCCCGCUUCCCCGACAUCGUCAGCGCCCUCGACCGCCUCAUCCGCCACCCCGCCACCCUCCGCGUCACCGCCCCUGACACCCACCGGCCGUCCCCGCCCCGGCUGGCGCAGCCCGGCCCCCCCGGCCCCCCCGGGCCCCCCUUCGCCUCGGUGGGCGAGUGGCUGCGCACCCUCCAGCUGGGCCGAUACGAGGAGACCUUCAGCAGCGCCGGCGUCACCAGCCUGGAGCUGCUGCCGCGGCUGCGCAGCGAGGACCUGCUGCGCAUGGGGGUGACGCUGGCCGGCCACCAGCAGCGGAUCCUCGACAGCGCCCAGAGCCUGCAGAGCCCCCCCAAGGGAGACCCCCACUUCUGAGCCCACCCCCCCCGCCCCCGGCCCCGGCCCUGCCAAGAUGGCCGCCAGGGCACCACGGACCCGCUCAGAGGGGCUGGGCCCUGGGUGAGUCACCAAGAUGGCCGCCAAGCCAAGAUGGACACCCCGAGAUGGACGUCGAGUCGAGAUGGCCGCCAAGCCAAGAUGGCCGCCAAGCCAAGAUGGCCACCCCAAGAUGGCUGCCAAACCAAGAUGGCUGCCCCAAGAUGGCUGCCAAGCCAAGAUGGCCGCCCCAAGAUGGCUGCCAAGCCAAGAUGGCCACCCCAAGAUGGCUGCCAAACCAAGAUGGCUGCCCCAAGAUGGCUGCCAAGCCAAGAUGGCCGCCCCAAGAUGGCCGCCAAACCAAGAUGGCCGCCACAAGAUGGCCGCCCUGCGCCCUGCCCUGUGAUACCAAAGCGUGACUUUGCCCCAUGAUGUCACUGUGACAUCACCGGCGCCGCCGACGUCGUCGCUUGCUGCCCGGGGACUCCAGGUUGGUGAUGUCACGGGGCGGUGGGCGGGGCCUGGCGUGUGAUGUCACGCCCCCGGCGCGCCUGUGAUGUCACCACUCGCAACCUCAUUGGCCCCUCCCCGGUGAUGUCAUAAGGGCCCUGAUGAUGUCGCAGCUCCUUGGCCCCGCCCUUUCUGUUGAUCCGGAGUGGGCGGGGUCAGGGAAGCCACGCCCA